This is a messenger RNA of Fonsecaea erecta, 1887 nucleotides long. RefSeq lists its product as hypothetical. The transcript is spliced from 2 exons. The record is from RefSeq and is a predicted model, not a curated record. NCBI's taxonomy places the organism in Eukaryota, Fungi, Ascomycota, Eurotiomycetes, Chaetothyriales, Herpotrichiellaceae. Gene Ontology annotation, molecular function: cysteine-type deubiquitinase activity. Bases 1 to 1887 code for a protein of 628 amino acids. Gene Ontology annotation, biological process: protein deubiquitination.
AUGGCUCUCACGCAAUACAUGCCCACAGCUGGCUGUGAGCACCUCGACGCCGACGCCACCAGCAAAAUCAACGCCUUCCGCGACAGCAGCAACCACCAGCUCGACCCAGACUUUGCGACGUACUCGUGCGUCUCGUGCUCUUUCUCCGGCAGCUUCGCGGCGCUGAACAAACACCUCUCCAAAACGCAGCAUGGGUUCGCCGUCUCCCACAAGGCCGUCUACUGCGGGCACUGCAACGACCUGGUCUACGAUCCGGCGUUAUUAGUCAGCGGUGGCGGUAAAAGCAGCGCCGUCAGCAGCAAGGUCAACGGAGUGAAGCGGAAGAUCUCCGAGACCAACGACGGGGAAGACGACUCGUACCUGACGGCGAACACCUCUCAGCGGCCGUGCGGCAGGACCGGCGUCCGUGGGCUGUUCAACUUGGGCGAGACGUGCUACAUGAACGCCGUGCUGCAGAUGAUGGUGCACAAUUCCCUGCUGGCAAGCUAUUUCUUGGGCAUGGGCCACCCGAUUCACACGUGUCCGAUCUCCAAGGAGCCCGACAAGAAGGAGAAGAACGACUCUGACGACGACGACGAGGAUGACGGAUCUGCAGAAGGCUCCCAGAAUAAGGAGCAGAAGACUUGCGUUGCUUGUGGCAUGACGGAGCUCUUCUCAGAUGUUACUAUGGUGGACCAGCCUCUCCCUGCCCACGCCGUCAAUCUGUUGUUCGCUUCGUGGAAAAAUAUUCCGCAAAUGUCCGGCAAAGGCCAGCAAGAUGCCCAAGAGUGGUUCAUGUGCAUUGUUGAUCGCCUGCACGAGGGAGUGGCCCAGUACAUCCCGGCUUCUGGAAACAAAUCCCACGCCACCAACCAGGCCAACGGGAUCGCCACGCUGGACAAGCAGUGCGUCUGCUUCUUUCACAAGGUCUUCUACGGGCGCUACAACAGCCAGAUCACCUGCGACACCUGCCACACGGUGUCAAGCCGAGAGGACGAGUUCUCGAGCAUUUCGCUCGAUUUCCAGAAACAGAUGAAGAAGAGGAAGAAAGGGGUCAAGGAUGCCAGCAAAGAAUCCGCCUCGAAAGACAAAGACGCCGGCGCCAACCCCAACCCCAACAAGGACAAUGAAGGAGGCAAGGACGACAAGGACGCGAAGAAGGGCGGGGACGGCACCAAAGCCUCGCACAAGGACAAGGCCGUGGACCUCAAGAUCACCAUCCCCACCAUCCAGGACUGCCUGCGCGCAUUCACGGCGCCCGAGCCCCUGUCGCCCGACCAAUACAAGUGCAACAACUGCAACACGCGGCGAUCGGCCUCCAAGCAGACGCGCAUCCGAAAGUUGCCCGCCAUCCUGUGCGUGCACGUCAAGCGGUUCGGCAUGAAGCAGAACGCCGGCGGUGUGUUCGGGCCCGAGAAAUACGAGGGCAAGAUCGACUUCGGCUUGCACCUGGACAUGGCGCCGUACACGACGCGGCCGCCGGCCAAAGGGCCCGAGGCGGCGGUGGUGAUCAAGAAGGAGAAGAAAGAUGCCGGCGCCGACGGCAAUGGCGAGGCUGAAAAAAAGGAGAAGGGCAAGGACACCAACACCAACACCAACAACACGACUACCCCCAAGAGCGCCUCCUCCGCCUCUUCCUCGGCGAAAGCAAGUGGCAGUGGCAGUGGCAUGGGCACGAGUGCGAGUGCGAGUGCAAGAAAGGAGAGCGAGUUCAUGUACGACCUCGAUUGCGUGGUGGUACACCAGGGCGAGCAUGCGCAAAACGGCCACUACUUCGCCUUCUGCCGCCAGGACAACAAGUGGUUCCGCUUCGACGACGAGAUCGUCAGCGCCACCACUACCGAGGACGUCCUGCGCCAGGAGGCCUAUCUCCUUUUCUACAGCUUGCGCAGUCUGGAGAAGAUCUGA